AUGCGCUUGUGGCCCCUCUCGCUGCUAACCCUUCGGACUGCCGCCAACGCAAGUUCGUUUCCUUCGUUGCCCCAGAGAGCAUACGAGCUGCACUGGCCGGUGCUAUGGGAGGGUGGCGUGCGCCGCCCCGUGCCUCGAGGCUGCGACGGGAAGGAGCUGACGAAGGCGUUGGAUGUUCUCAACCACAGCUUCGAAGAUGUGGAGCUGCACCUGUCGUCAGGUGCCAUCGUUUCUUUCCUGGGAGCCGUGCUGAAGUCACCUGCCUUUGGCCGCCCGGGCCCGCCGUCCCUGCUGGUGCUCCCGGGGCUGCCAGGGUCUCUCCAAAUCGUGCUGACGUUGCUGGCAGUGGGUCUGCUGAACCACUCUGCUGCCGUAGAGGCCAUGGCGGACGAUGCUCACGAUGGCGAACAUCACAUCCCCCUCCCAGGGGUAGAGCUCAAGGACCUCGCCGCUCCCAACAUCGUGGACUUAGCUCGCGCUCGCUUGCCCAAAGGUGCUGACCUGAAGAUGCUGCCGCAACAGAUCUUGGAGGAGAAUUUGCUUUGGCAGGCAGCCGACGAGCUCCGGUUCUACGCCGACACCGAAGCUUGCGACGCCGUGGACCUGGUGUCACUUCCCGGUGCCUUGAUCAACGUUCUUCACGGCUAUGCGUUCAACUACUACCACUUCCUCACCGAGCAGGUCCCUGCCCUCAUCGCUCUUCGCCAUGAGCUGGACUGGCUCCCAGAAGAUCGAAUACACAUUCUCUAUGCGGGAAUGAGCUGGCAGGCAGAGCUGAUCGAAGCUGUCGGCUUUCGUGGCUCCCAGCUGCGCCGGGCUGCUCCCUGCAGGGCGUUUCGUGGGGACCUGGUCUACACCGCAGCUGUCCCCGACUCCAAGGCCGCAGAGCUCCUCCUGCAGACACAGGCGCUUUUCCCGCCCCCGGCGCAAAGCCCUGGUCCGGCACUCAAGGUCUUGCUGGUGGAACGACGAUGUGAGGGUUCUCCUGGCCACUGCACUGCGGCUCGGCGGGGUCGCAGCGUCACGAACUUCCAGGAGGUCUUCGAUGCUGCGGCGCAGGAGCUUUCACCGGCCUCUGUUAUCAAGUUCCGCCCCGAGGAGCAUCCCGUUGCGGCGCAGGCUGCCAGCUUUGCAGCUGCAGCAGUUGUAAUCGCGGCAGUGGGGGCAGCCCUGGCGAAUGUCGUCUGGAUGUCCGAGGGGAGCAUGGUGGUUGCGCUGCACCCAGCACACCCGGACACCUCCUUCUCAGUUUACAGCAGCCGCUGUGGGCAGAGCUACUUCUGGCAUAUGGCAGAGCAGUUGGGCUUGGAGUACCGCGGCUUCCUUUGCGCCGACAUGACCGUCAGCGACGGUGGAACAGUGGAUGUGGAGGACUCAUCAGAUCAGAUGGGGUGGUGCUUCCGCGAACAGAGCUCUGCUGGAAGUCUCGAUCCCCAGGAAGAAGCCAAGGCCAAGGAGGAGGAAGCCGCGGCUGCGGAAGAGUGGACCUAUGUCUAUCCCAAGGAGGAGGUGCUUCCCGAGGACUCCGGCAACGAAGAGGCGGAGAGCAAGGCCAAGCAGGUGGAGGAGAACACCGACCCCGUAGUGAGGUCCUGGAUCGAACGCGCGAAGGCUUUUGCCGAUGUGGAUCGAGAGGGAGAGGCUCCGAAGUUAGAGCUUAGCCCUGGGAUUGUACCGGACGUGAAACGGUUGCCGCACGUGAGCAAGGAUAAGAUUCUUUGGUGGAGUUUGGCAACAACUAAGAACGUUACUUAG
Symbiodinium sp. CCMP2456 is the source of this 1755-nucleotide messenger RNA. Lineage: Eukaryota; Dinophyceae; Suessiales; Symbiodiniaceae. The record is from the annotation of a GenBank genome assembly.